Molecule: messenger RNA, 1756 nt
Organism: Xenopus laevis (African clawed frog)
Lineage: Eukaryota; Metazoa; Chordata; Amphibia; Anura; Pipidae
Product: palmitoyltransferase ZDHHC20-A-like
Exons: 1
Coding region: 698-1675 (325 amino acids)
Source: RefSeq, a predicted model, not a curated record
AGGACAAAUGGGAUUUUGGGAUACUGGUCAGAGUGGGGGACACUGGUGUGGUUGGGUAAUGAGUGAAUGACAAGGCCAAACUGUUACCAUAAUUCUGUCCACUUUCUAUGGAUUUGGGCUGCCAUAACUGUAAGCUCUGUGGUACAUCAGCAGUUCAUAGAUUCCCUGUGCCUGUAUCCCCAGCCUGUUACUAAGGGACAUUCAGUAGGAAAUAAGGAAGAAAUGAGAAGAAAUCAGUAAAUAGCACCCAAUGAUCUCUUUAUUGGGCAAAAUUCUUUGAACUUUCCAGUCACUGUUAUUCUGCCAAAAUAAUUAGUAAUGAUCAUUAAAUCUGUAACACUGUUGGCAGGUUAAAUAUAUGGAAAUGUGAGUUGCACUGCAGGAAUGGUGGGAGUGGCAUGUCAGUUGGUUUCUAUGGUUACAUUGUUUACCCUAAGGUACAUGAAAAGUUGUUGAUCUGCAGAUCAUUUUCAUCUGGCUUCCUAUUGGCUAAGAAUACAGAGAGCAUUGUGAUGUCAUAAAGAGGAGAAUACAGAGUGCAUUGUGAUGUCAUAAAGAGGAGAGUUGUUUACUGAUGUUACUCGCUUACUUGCUUUGUCAUAAGACCUACGAGCGCUGGUGGUGAAACAUCAGAGACUCAGUCUUAUCGAUUUUUGAAUUUUUUCUUACUUUUUAUCGUUAUUUCAAAACUAUAAUUAUGUCAAAAGAAGAGAAAGAUACUAAGAUAACAAUUAAUGAAACAGAAGAAGAAAAUGACUAUUCUGACGAGAGGAAGGCCGGCCGGGUCCUGCCUAUAUUCAUCAUUGGACUCCUUGCUACCUGCUAUUAUAUAUUUGUGGUGGAGCUGUGCAUAUUCACUGUACAGUUAUUAGAGGCAAAGGUGACUUUCCUGGUGAUUUUCCACCUUUUGUUCCUCCUGUGCGUGUGGUGUUAUCUCCGGACUGUUAUGACGCCUCCCGCUGUCCCUCCUGAAAAAUUCCGCCCAUCGGAGUCUGACAAGCAGCUGUACCUGAGUGAUGAGAGGCCACAAGUGCUGCAGGAGAUCCUCAUUCGUACGGCUAAAGACUUGCCUAUUUAUACUAAGGAUCCAAAAGGAGAUGUUCGGUACUGUGCCACAUGCCAAGUGUUAAAGCCAGACAGAUGCCACCAUUGCCCAGUGUGUAACGUCUGUAUACUGAAACUGGAUCAUCACUGCGUAUUUCUUAACAACUGUGUGGGAUUCUCCAACUACAAGUUCUUCCUCCUGUGCCUGACGUAUGCAAUGCUAUUGUGCAUAUUCACUAGUGCAGUGUCGCUUCAUUUCUCCAUACUAUUCUGGACUCAUCAGCUGCCCAACAGCCCAUCCAAAGUCCCCAUCAUUGUGCUGUUCUGCCUGACCACAAUCUUCUCUAUAAUCCUAUUUCUAUUUUGCCUUGGUCAGUCUGAACUGGCUUUAACAAAUGUAACUUCUAGAGAGGAAAAUGAUAACAUAGCUGAUGACACAACUGAGGAGAAUAAUCCCUAUAACUUGGGCUUCAGCAAGAAUCUGAGAGAAGUGUUUGGCAAUGAAAAGAAAUACUGGUUCCUCCCAAUCUUCAGCAGCUUAGGAGAUGGCUUCUCAUUCCCAAUGGGUGAGGCCACAGAAGAUAUAGAGAAAAAUGCUGCUUUUGCCAAACCCCCAAAUGAGGGAAUAUAGGGUUAUGGAAGAUAACUUAUAAUACAAGUUGACCAGGGACUGGUGCGAUUGCCAAUUUGGAGUCAGGAAGGAAUUCCCCCU